UUAUGCUGAUCUACGAUUGGGUCAAGCCCACGCGUUUCCGGUUUGAACGAAGCCCGAAAGUGAUCGGAUAAUUUGGAAAUAUUAACCAAAAAUGACAUUUUUUUCACUUCGGAAAUUGUGUUGCUCUUGCUUACAUUCCAUAUGUAAUCCUAUACAAGUGUUCAGGACUGGCAGAGUACAGUGCAUUCUGGAAAUGUGUUCAGGCCGGUGGAGCUUACAUGUUCACCCAGCUGGUGAAGAUGCUGAUCCUAGCCACUUUUUUCCCAGCAUCAGAGGUGCCGAUUGGUGGGCUGGAUGUCACAGGGGAGUUCCUCAAGUGCACGGUUGACCUGGCGGAUCUGGUCGGCAUCCAUUUUGUCAUGUCCCGGAUUGCAGGGAAGGGUCAGCUGAAGUUCAUGAUAGCUGGCAUGGGGUGGGCCACAGCAGAGCUUGUCAUGACCAGGUUUCUACCCCUCUGGGUCGGAGCAAGAGGUGUGGAGUUUGACUGGAAGUAUGUGCAGAUGAGCUUCGACUCCAAUGUUAGCCUCAUCCAUCACAUCAGUAUGGCCAUGUUGGUCUGGCUGUACUGUCGUAGUGACCUGCAGAAGUCGCUGGUCCCCAUCGUCAUGGCCCUGUUGGCUCUCGGCUGUUACAGGCCCCUCAUUGUAGAAAUUCUCAUCCAUGCUGUUGGGUUUGGAUCAUGGACAUUGCUGAUAUCUAAAGCCGUUUUCACAGCCUGUGUUGCCAUGGUAUCGCUGCAGAUGUAUCUUGGAAUCCCAUCACAACUCCAGAAUUCUUUCUACUGAGCUACACCAAUGACAGUUAUUUCCCUUGCAGUUGCCUCCCUUGAACGACUUUUGUGAGCCAGUAUGAACAAGAUAUAGCAGCCAUGCCUUUCAGGGUAGAAGGUAGCCUGCAGCUAAAAAAUGUUAGGCAAUGUUGAGGAUGGAAUGAAGGAUAUAUGUUAACUUUAAGAAUGUAUUUUCUCUUGAAACUGGAAAAUGUAUGCAACCUGUGUCUAACUGUUAUUUUGAUGAACCUUUUAGAAAAAUAACCUCAGGAAUUGUUCUAUAGUUUUUUGAUACAUACAGCUGAAAAUAUCUGUAUUGAGUAAGACUGCAAGGUCCAUGUGAAACUUCAUCAGCAGGAAUGAUGGAUCUAUUCAAGAGCACACACCCUGUUAUCACCUGCAUGGAGGCAGCCAUUUUGGUCAACUACAAAAUUUAAACUGGCAGCUGGUUAACAGUAAAACUACGACUGUUUCCUCUGUAAAAUAUUUAUGUGAACAAGGAAUUAAUGGGUUAAUGCUGAAGAAUCUGAGUUCCAAGAAGUACUGCUCCAGUAUUCAAUAUUAUAGGUUAUACAACAUACAUGGAGGUUUGUACAUAAGCUAUAACGUGCUGGCUAUCAUCUGCAGCAGACUUGGGGAAAACUGGUUUCCACACAACAUACUAUUAAUGUUCAUGGCUUUAUGUUGUAUUCCUUACAACUGUGUAAAUAUACGACAAAGUUGCAAGUGAAGAGAGCGUAAGUUGCAGUAUGUGUUAAUUGUGUCUAACUGGAUGAGUAUGUCAAAGAUUUGUUGAAGCCAAGAAUCGUGGUCGUUUUGAGAGAGAAUGAAAGUCAGACAUUCAUCCAUUUUUGUCAUCCGUCAUGCCUGAGGAAAAUGUAUUUAGGUUGAUUAAUAUAUUCACGUAGUGUUUAGGCAAGUUUCCUUUUAGGGAGAGUUUUUAUAUCAGAUCUGAAUCAAUUAUAAGUCAGUAAUAGUUUUAUGAUGCCUUGCACAAGCAGUAUCAUUAGUUUUUAGUGACUCUCUAAUGAUCUCCAUCAAGACAAGCUAACUUAGUUGUGAGCACUUUUUCAGUCAUGAACGUCAUCCCUGUCCUUGUCACUAUGGAAGCCCAGAUGCUUAAGGUGCAAUAUCUACCUGAGUUAUGUCCCUUAGUUGGCAGGAUCUGCUGAUGAGAUCUGCCUCACCCAGAUCCUUGGUAUUUCAGUAUCUGUGUUGAGGUGUUACCGGCAUGACAUAAGCGUUUCUCCCACGUUAUGCUGACACGGGAAAUGUUUAAACAUUUUACAAAUUUUGUAUUCUUUUAUGAUUCAAUACAGGAUACAUAAUUCUUUUAUAAUUUUCUGUCACUGCCAAGAUGUUUUGAGUCAACUUGCCAGAAUAUAGCAUC
Messenger RNA from Haliotis rubra (blacklip abalone), 2159 nucleotides. RefSeq names its product transmembrane protein 147-like. The record is from RefSeq and is a predicted model, not a curated record. NCBI's taxonomy places the organism in Eukaryota, Metazoa, Mollusca, Gastropoda, Lepetellida, Haliotidae. The coding region runs from base 219 to 785 and encodes 188 amino acids. The transcript is spliced from 6 exons.